CUCUACAGAAUAAAAAUGUUUAGAUUUCGGGAGGGGAGUGGGUGGGAGGAGAUUACAAAGGAGCAGGUUGGAGGAGAGGGGGAAGGUGGAGAUAAAAAAAAGAAGGUGGUGUUGAUGGAUGUGGAGGCGAUGGUCGUGGUUCGAGGGGGUGGUUUACGACCAAUGAAAAGGGUUUACGCAACCGCUCAAUCAAACGGAGAUCUGAAUUUAUCAGAUGUCAGUCCCGGUGACUUCCUUUUUACUGUGGGAACGGAUAGUACAACUGGAGAGAAAGUUGGCAUCGAAGUUAAGAAGGACGAUAUUGUGAAAGGACAAAAGAUACAGAUUUCCAAACUGUAUGCAUUACUCUGGAAGGACUGUCACCGCAGAAUUAGGGAUAUAACUUACGGUGAAACUCAAUUCCGAGAUACGGCUAGGGCAUCAAACAAUGCUAUUGUCAAUGCAUACAAAGUAACUGGUGGAUGCUCUCUACUCGAUGAUAUUGAUCCUACGUUGACUGUUGAACGAGAGGACUACGUCGAAUUUCCAAUUUUUGGUUUGUUGCCGUAUGAUAUCAUCCAGCUCAAGCAACACCGAAAAAGAAAGGACGAGUUAGCUGGUAGCAUAAUGAAUGUCAACUGCACGCAUAUUCUUAGAAAUAUUGGUUCGCGUUUAAACAAUAUAAUCGACUCCAGGGUUGCAAAUCUUGUUGUUGAGGCGGACAUGGAUAAGGAGAAAGAGGAGGAAGAAUUAAUUGUUCGGGUAACCCCAAAGAUAAAAAAAAUUACACAACCUGGGACUAUGAAAUACAAGUGUUAUGAGGAUAAUUGCCAAUUUCAGUGUGAAAGACCAAGUGAACUUAAGAUACAUGCAGCAAAACAUACUGGUGAGAGGAAUUAUGUGUGUACCGUGUGUUUGUCAACAUUUAAAUACCCCAGGGGUUUGAAAAGCCACAUUGAAGCCAAGCACAAAAUUGGUUCCCCUGCGCCCCCAACCACAACUAAUCUUCAAGGUUCGCAUAAAAAGAGUCACCUCACCACCUCCAAUGCCCCUGCGACUGUCACUUCCAGUGCCAUCCAACAAAAGAACUCAUUGCUACAUUGUGGAGGAUUUUCUCAAAAAAAGAAACCAAACGUCGUCGUUCUAGAUGAUCUUGUCAGCAUCCCAUCCAAGAAACCAUACCUUGCCAAAGAAAACGAAGAUUCAGAUUUGGUAAUGCAUAAUCUCGCCCUCAUACAAGAAAACAAGGAUCUGAAGAUACAACUGGGGGAAGUACCGGGUGAGAAUGUAGAACAAGCAGCUAAGAUUAAAAUGCUUGAAGAAAAAGUUGUCAAAUUAGAGAACAAAGUGACGGCUUGGGGACCGGAGAGGGCUAAACUGAAUAAGGAGUUGGCCAUCCAUCGCCGGAAUAUUAAGAACGCCCAACCUGACCCACGUGUCCCAAUGCAUAAUUUAACAAAUAAACACUCUAACUAGUUACUUUUGUUCACAAAAAUAGUAAUAAAUAAAAGUACAUUGGACUCUCCUCG
This is a messenger RNA of Folsomia candida, 1508 nucleotides long. RefSeq lists its product as uncharacterized. The transcript has 8 exons. Gene Ontology annotation, cellular component: nucleus. NCBI's taxonomy places the organism in Eukaryota, Metazoa, Arthropoda, Collembola, Entomobryomorpha, Isotomidae. The record is from RefSeq and is a predicted model, not a curated record. Gene Ontology annotation, biological process: regulation of transcription by RNA polymerase II. Gene Ontology annotation, molecular function: DNA-binding transcription factor activity, RNA polymerase II-specific; sequence-specific DNA binding. The coding region runs from base 16 to 1455 and encodes 479 amino acids.